AUGCGGGCGGUGCAAGAAACCGCUAAAUCCUAUGGCAUUCCUUUCAUCGAAACUUCUGCCAAAACGCGCAUGGGCGUCGACGAUGCGUUUUAUACACUAGUUCGCGAAAUCCGGAAAUAUAAGGAGAAGGUUGCGAAGGACAGCAAAAAGCGAAAAGCCCGGAAAACCAAAGACAAGUCGAACAGCAGAAGAGGCUGCGAAAUUCUGUAA
This is a messenger RNA of Soboliphyme baturini, 210 nucleotides long. NCBI's taxonomy places the organism in Eukaryota, Metazoa, Nematoda, Enoplea, Dioctophymatida, Soboliphymatidae. The record is from the annotation of a GenBank genome assembly.